Molecule: messenger RNA, 649 nt
Organism: Kogia breviceps (pygmy sperm whale)
Lineage: Eukaryota; Metazoa; Chordata; Mammalia; Artiodactyla; Physeteridae
Source: RefSeq, a predicted model, not a curated record
AUGACUGUCCUGACGUAUGAGCUGAAAGUUUCUUUCUGCCAAAUCCAUAAUAGUUAUACUUUUAUUAAUGAAUACUGCAUCACUGUUUCACCUGACGCCAGGGGCGCCAAAAGGGUCACGUCAAUCGCAGACAGGUUGAAUGUGGAAUUUGCCUCGAUUCGCAAGGAGAGGAAGAAGGCAAAAGAAGUGGACCGGACGGUGCUGGUGGGCGAUGUGAAGGACCGCGUGGCCAUCCUUGUGGAUGACAUGGGCGACACGUGUGGCACCAUCUGCCAUGCUGCGGACAAGCUACUCUCGGCUGGAGCCACCAAAGUUUAUGCUGUCCUUACCCAUGGGAUCUUCUCUGGGCCAGCUAUUUCCAGAAUAAAUAAUGCCGCCUUUGAGGCUGUUGUUGUGAUAAACACUGUCCCCCCAGAGGGCAAAAUGAAACACUGCUCCAAUAUUCAGGUUAUUGACAUUUCGAUGAUCUUGGCUGAGGCGAUUCGAAGGACCCACAGCGGUGACUCUGCGUCUUACCUGUUCAGCCACGUCCCACUGUAAAUCCAGGAUUUGAGGUGUGGAAGCAAGCCUGCUCUGACUUCUGACUUGCGUGCAUUUGUCUGAUUUUCUAGCUUUAGGACUAAGCAGUUAUAUUGAUGCAAAAGCAUCA